Messenger RNA from Verticillium alfalfae VaMs.102, 1551 nucleotides. RefSeq lists its product as hypothetical. The record is from RefSeq and is a predicted model, not a curated record. Gene Ontology annotation, biological process: establishment of cell polarity; positive regulation of G2/M transition of mitotic cell cycle. Bases 1 to 1551 code for a protein of 516 amino acids. Gene Ontology annotation, cellular component: cell septum; cytoplasm. The transcript has 3 exons. Lineage: Eukaryota; Fungi; Ascomycota; Sordariomycetes; Glomerellales; Plectosphaerellaceae.
AUGUCCCCAAAGCCAUCUCCUCUCCAGACGCGACGUCAACAGAAUUCUCCUCAGGAGGAUGCCUAUUCCGCACUUACUGGGGGCGAGCCGCCAUCGUCCGAGACAUACGACACCACGUCAAAUGUGCGCAGCUUCCAGGAUGAUGCUCCGGCUCGUACUACCUCAACCUCGUCCGUACCACAAAUUAUCGAACCCUCAGCCCUGGAAGACGAUCAAGGCGGCCAGAGACAAUAUCCGCAGAGGACUACUUCAUCUCAGCAGGGAGUUCCAGACGAGCCACCGGCACGGUCGUCAAAGCGUCCGGGCAUGGUUCGCUCACCACAAUCCAGCUCAGGGUCUCUCACCUUGCAACAGCAGCAGCAGCAGCAGCAGCACCAACAAUCACAACAGCAGCCGAAACAGCAGCAGCAGCAUGGUAACAACCCGAACAACAGCCUCAAUGACAUGGCGCACAAUCCAUCCCCUCUGCCGGGCGGCGGCGCCACCAGAACUGACAGCCUCACGUUUAUUCCAACGCUGGCAGCAGAUGAUCGAAAAGCCGACAGGAAGUCAAAGAAGGACAAGGACGACGAAAGCAGCAGCGGAUCCACCUCGAAGUCCUGGUCCAAGUGGCUCAAGGGGAGCGGCGACGACAAGGAGAAAAAGAAGAGGGACGAGGAAAAGAAGAAAAGCAAAACCUUUGUCGAGAAGGCUCAGGACAACGUGCGACUGGACGUUUUGCAAAACUCUAUUGAAAGUGCGGUUACCAAGGGUCGCGAGAGCCUGCUGCUUGAUCGGGACAAUGUUGACAGCAAGUUAGCCGAAGAAAGAAAAAAGGAAAGCAGUCGAAAGUCAGAUCCGGCGAAGAAGGAGAAAGAGGGCGGUGGGUUGUUCUCAGGUCUCUUUGGCGGCGGCAAGAAGAAGGGCGAGAAGGAGUCCAGCAGCAAAAAGGGCCAUCACCUACGCGUCUCCGAAGACCCGAUCUAUCGCCCGCUCCGACCCGACGUCGACUACCACUGGACCCGAUUCCCGUUGCUGGAAGAAAGGGCGAUUUACCGCAUGGCGCACAUCAAGCUGGCCAACCCGCGCCGCUCGCUAUCCAGCCAGGUCCUGCUCAGCAACUUCAUGUAUAACUACCUCGCCAUCGUCCAGGCCAUGCACCCGCAGGCGCAGGUUCCUCAGUCGCCGCAGCAAAGACGCCUUGAAGAAGAGCGCCGUCGCAAAGAGCAGGAGGAGCAGUACCUCGCCCAGCAGCAGUUGCAACAACAGCAACAAGAGGAGUCGGAUCAAGACGCCCUCGACCAGUACAACUUUGACUACCACCGGGGUGCCUCUCAGUACGGCGACAGUAACUCGCAUGAUGGUGUAGAUUAUGUGGAUGACGCGCAAAUUUACGAGUACGAACAUGGCGGCGGCGGCGGUCAAAAGCAAGGUCAAGGCAACGACAACAGCUACGGCGAUGAGUACGGUGGAACGCACGGCAAGGAGUACUAUGACCAGUACGACCAAGGCAGCGGUGCGAACGGUGACGGCCGAGGGCGACACAGUGACGGUCGAGACGACAUGUGGUGA